GUGUAGUUCUAUAAUAUUGACGCUUUGAAAACACCCCUUCUUAGGGUUAUAGAGAUUUUCGAUUGUAAUGUAAAUAGGAAUUACUUUUCACGUAUUUUAUCUAAACUCGGUGUUUAUCACUGAGAUCCGUCCUUCUUCCAGCUAUUACUUUGUUCCGUUCCUUCUCGUCCAAUGUUUUGUUUCACGUUGAAACUUGAUACAAAUUAAUUGCAGAUUAUAUUUUCUCUUAAAUUUAGGCCACUUAUUAUGGUACUUCAUCGGACAUCAUAUUUCUCAUGUUAAUCUUCACUACACACUAUUCUCACAAACUCUUUAUUGCUAUGGUAAAUCGAUGUAUAUACUCUCCUUUGUUUAACUGACUAAUUACUCAUCAAUAUGAGGAUGCUAACUCUAUUUUCCCGUAAUUAAACGCUUGUUACUAACUCCCUUGACGCCUCAUGUAUCUCAGAUUACUUCCACAUUUGAACCCAAACAGUAGGGGAAAGGCGCAAGAUAUCAUUUAAAGCUUUGCUUCAAUGGUUAAUCUAUUCACAGGAAGUGGGAUUUAUUCAUUGAUUUUCAUAACCAUAUAAGUAAUAUUCCAAACGAGAUGUCACGUAGUUCUUUAUUUUUCUAGAUGUCUUCAACAUCUAUUUAUUGCUGGAUGGACAAAACGUUUUAAACCUUUUCCGGCUAACACUAUAAACGGAUAUUUAUUAACUUUUAACACUAAUGAAUUAUUAUCGUUGAAUACACUAAAACGUUUGUUUAAAAUACUUGGAAUAAACCCUGGUCAGAGACUGUCCACUACACCAAAGGUUUGAAUAUUGGAUUCAGUUUUCAUUGCUUGUUUGCUAACUAACUUGACAUAUGCAGCUCAUUUAUGUAUAAAUGUUGGGAAUUCGAUACAUCAUUUUCAAAGGUUUAGGAACUUUUGAUGUCAUAAUGUAUCAUGCGCAGCUUCGGUCUUACUAAUUAUGGAAGCUGUUCACUUGUGUUUUUUUAUUGUUUCUCUUAAUAUUGAAAAUUUUUUCUAUAUUCUGUGGCUGUUUCUCAUAAAAAUCUAAGUGCAAAAAUUCACCAUAAUGUAAUUUCUUGUGAGAUGAUCUACUUUCAUUCUAAGAUUUACAAUAUUUACUUUUCAUGUUUCAGUUUCUAAGAGUACCAAGGACAAUGAAUCAUCUUCCAUACAAACAGGUGAUAAGAAUAGUGAUUUUGCUGCAUCACCUUCGAGUUCCGACUCAUUUAGUUCUUCCUUGAAGGAGAAUGCAUCAUGUGUGUUGCAUGCUUCGACGCUCCCAGUUUACGAAGAAGGAUUUGACGCUAUCACUCAAACUUCGGAUUGUGAUAUGUCCCCCGUAACUGUUGUGGAUGAUGAUAAUGGUGAAAUUGAAAUCGGAUAUGCAGCCGACAACAACGAAAUAAAUAUGGAUACUGAAGAAUGUAAAGCUAAGACGAAUGAGGAAUGGAUAGAAGAGAUCAAGGCUUUGGCUUGUAAACUGCUUGAAAAAUGGUCUAAAUUACCGAAGGAAAACUACCGGAUACCGCGAUUGGAGCGUCAAGAGACCGAGAAAAUGCUUCAUAUAUCAAAUCCAAUUGGUUCUUCUCUUAUCUCUUGGGGAUCGGAAUACAAAGAUGAACAAGCAAUAUCCAAUAAAUCUUGGACUCAGAAUAGUAACAGUAAAUUCCAGUCAAAUAAAACUCUGCGUGACAAACUGGUUUCAUCUUUCAUUCGAGAGCAGAAUGGUCCAAAAGCAUCCAACAGUUCGUCAUGUUUGUCCAAAGCUGAGAGACGUAUGCUUUUCGAAGCUCAAGUUAAAGCUAAUGAAAAUCAAUGUUCAUCUGAAAAUUCUGUUCCUACAUCGGAUGAUUUUGUGCAGACAAAUCCAUCUAAUGACGAAAAGGAUACAGAUCAUCUUCGUCAGCUAUUACUCUGUGCACUUUUAAGUGAGUGCGGUCGAAACGAUACUGCCCUUUCAAAUCUUUUAUCUAACAUAGCUGUAGAAUUGAAAAGCAUGCCUGUUGUUUCUACUUUGUUACAAGCCUUACCUCGUAUGUUGACUUUGAUGUCCAGUUCCAACGAUUCAGAUUUGGUGAGUUAUCCUCUAAAUAUUUCUUGUUGUGUAACGUUAGUCCCAUUAGACAGAUACAGAGAACCAGAUCGAUCAUAUUUGCAUCAAUAAAAAUUCAGAAGAUCAAUGUAAAACUGAAGUUAAAUAAACAAUGGACAACUGGAGAAACGAAAUUGCGAAGGUCCAAUACAACCUUCCUUCGAAAUACUGAAAAAAAAUCAACGGAUUCAAGAUAACUCUCAACAAUAGGUUCCAAGCCUUACAUGAUCUACUGAAAGAGGAAGAAACUACUAUGAAGGACAACUGGAAAGAAAUCAAAGAAGCAUUAACUUCAACGUGUCAGGAGGUUCUGAGCUGCAAGAAGCAUCAUCAUAAGGAAUGGAUCUCUAUAGAAACACUGGACAAGAUCAAAGAAAGGAAAAACAAGAAAACGGCAUUUAACAACAGCCGAGCACGAGCAGAGAAAGUCAAAGCACACGCGGAAUACACAGAAGCAAACAAGCAAGUGAGCAGGAGCAUUAGAGCCGACAAGCAGAAAUAUGUGGGAGACCUAGCAACGACAGCUAAAAAGGUGCAAGAGAUGGAAGUAUGAAACAAAUAUAUGACACAACAAAAAAGCUGGCAGAGAAAUAUUGCAAUCCAGAAAGACCGGUCAAGGAAAAAGAAGGGAAGCUAAUUACUGGAAUUCGAGAACAGAAGAAAAGAUGGGUAGAACACUUUCACGAACUCUUGAAUACUUCAGCUCCACUGAAUCCACCGGACAUCGAAGCAACACACACAGACCUUCCUAUGGAUGUCACUCCGUCAACGAUCGAAUAAAGCAGGAUGGUCAUCAAACAAAUCAAAAUUGAGAAGAGAACAGGACCAGACAACAUACCAGCUGAAGCACUGAAUUCAAGCACAGAAGUAACUGCAAAGAUGCCUCAUAUUCUAUUCAGAAAGAUUUGGAAGAAGAACAAGUGCCAACAGACUAGAAAGAAGGAUACCUCACCAAGAUACCAGAGAAAGGAGAUCUGAACAAGUGUGAGAACUACAAAGGCAUUACACUACUAUCAGUACCAGUAAAAGUUUCAACAGGGUUCUGUUCAAUUGAAUGAAAAACUCAGUAGACAUCCAACAUCGAGAUCAACAGGCCGAAUUUUGUAAGGACCGAUCAUUCACAGACCAAAUCGCAACAAUAUGGAUCAUUUUUGAGCAAUCUAUAGAAUGGGAUUCGCCACUAUAGAUCAGAUUUCUUGACGGCGAUGGGGGAACCUUUUGAAACCACCCUUGACACUAGAAGAAGAGUAGCUUAGAAGAUCGUCAACAUCAUAUGGAACUCAUACGAUGGGCUGUAUUGCAAAGUCGUGCAUGGAGGACAACUGAUAGAUGCAUUCCAAGUGAGGAGCGGUGUCAGACAAGGCUGCUUAUUCUCGCGCUUUCUUUCUUCUUGUGGUUGACUGACUGGAUUAUGAAGACCUACAUAUCUCAGGAGAAGCACGUAAUACAAUGGACAGUUUAGAUGCAAAUAGACGAUUUGGACUUCGCAGAUGAUUCAGGUCUUCUAUGUCACACGGCAACAGAUGUAGAUGAAGACGGCCAAUGUUACAGCAAC
Messenger RNA from Schistosoma haematobium, 3645 nucleotides. RefSeq names its product Histone-lysine N-methyltransferase setd2. The transcript is spliced from 5 exons. The record is from RefSeq and is a predicted model, not a curated record. Bases 1329 to 2162 code for a protein of 277 amino acids. NCBI's taxonomy places the organism in Eukaryota, Metazoa, Platyhelminthes, Trematoda, Strigeidida, Schistosomatidae.